CCAAACAAAAAAAUUCACUUCACUCCUUCUCUUAGAAGUCAUACCCGCCCCACAAAAUGCUCCGCCAGCGCCUCAUCCAAACCCUCCGAACCCGCGGCGGCUCCGCCACCGGUCCGAGCCGCUGGACCAGUCCCGGCCACGAAGAACAGCCCAAAGGCUACCUCUUCAACCGAACCCCUCUACCUCCAGGCCAGUCUCGAAAAUGGGAGGAUUGGGAGCUCCCCUGCUACGUCACCAGCUUCCUCACCAUCGUCAUCCUCGGCGUCGGACUCAAUGCCAAGCCCGAUCUCACCAUCGAGACCUGGGCCCACCAGAAGGCCCUUGAGCGCCUCGAGAUCGAGCAGGCCGGCCUUCCGGCUGAAUCCGAAUGAAGAUUCGAUCCGGGUAAGAGAGGUUUCUGGAUCGAAACUGGUUUUGAGUUUCCGCGGGGUUGUUUUCGCUGUUGAUAUUUAUGAUAUGUAGUUGAAAUAAGGGUUUCUGGAUCGUUUAAUUGGGCUCUUUUGAAGCUUGAAUACUUCCUAAUUUUUGUUGCUUUUCAGAUAAUUUGGAUGUUUGACUUGGUAAUGUUUCGAAUAGCUCAUCAUUUUAUAGAAAUUUUAUGCUUAUGAUUUGAA
This is a messenger RNA of Rosa chinensis, 614 nucleotides long. RefSeq lists its product as uncharacterized. Lineage: Eukaryota; Viridiplantae; Streptophyta; Magnoliopsida; Rosales; Rosaceae. The record is from RefSeq and is a predicted model, not a curated record. The transcript has a single exon. Bases 57 to 371 code for a protein of 104 amino acids.